AGCCUCCCUUUCUUUCAGGGCGGCCUCUUUUUCCGCCACCGCAGCUUCCUUGGCCGCGAGAGCAGCAUCUCUCUCAGCAAGAGCCUUUUCUUUAUUACUGAGCUCUUCGUCGAGAGAUCUAAUCUUGACGUCGAACUCAGUCUUCUGUUCUGUUUGUGUCUCGCGGAGUUUGGCAUUAU
Molecule: messenger RNA, 179 nt
Organism: Striga hermonthica
Lineage: Eukaryota; Viridiplantae; Streptophyta; Magnoliopsida; Lamiales; Orobanchaceae
Source: the annotation of a GenBank genome assembly